Messenger RNA from Sphaeramia orbicularis (orbiculate cardinalfish), 420 nucleotides. It is a transcript of the gene cxcl19, whose product is annotated as chemokine (C-X-C motif) ligand 19. Gene Ontology annotation, cellular component: extracellular region. The record is from RefSeq and is a predicted model, not a curated record. Gene Ontology annotation, biological process: immune response; chemotaxis; defense response. Lineage: Eukaryota; Metazoa; Chordata; Actinopteri; Kurtiformes; Apogonidae. Gene Ontology annotation, molecular function: chemokine activity. Bases 74 to 397 code for a protein of 107 amino acids. The transcript has 3 exons.
AGUCUGGACAUUCCUAAACAGCUGUGGGAGUCCUCACCAACCUGAAGACCUAAAGGAGCAGCAUCUAAACAACAUGAAGUUCUUCAUCCUGCUGGUGUUUGUGUUCGGGACGCUGUCCGUCCUCAUUAACGGCAUGCCACCAAUCAGCAAGGACUACAACACCCACUGCAGAUGUCUGCAGGUGGAGUCCAGAAUCAUCCCUCCAGACAGUCUGAUGAGCAUCAAACUGGUUCCUCAAGGGCCUCACUGUCCGGAAACAGAAGUCAUUGCUGGACUCACAAGUGGAGAGAAGAUCUGUCUGAACCCCCGGUCAGCCUGGGUGAAGAAACUGGUCCAGUUCAUUCUGAGUAAGCAGCUGCAUCAUCAGGGAGGAGCUCCACCUAAGAAUCAAGCAUAAAGUCCAGUUAAAAUGUAAAAAAA